Brachypodium distachyon (stiff brome) is the source of this 863-nucleotide messenger RNA. Its product is annotated as 40S ribosomal protein S12. Bases 157 to 588 code for a protein of 143 amino acids. The record is from RefSeq and is a predicted model, not a curated record. Gene Ontology annotation, cellular component: ribosome; cytosolic small ribosomal subunit. Gene Ontology annotation, biological process: translation. Gene Ontology annotation, molecular function: structural constituent of ribosome. NCBI's taxonomy places the organism in Eukaryota, Viridiplantae, Streptophyta, Magnoliopsida, Poales, Poaceae. The transcript has 5 exons.
UGUACCGUCCCCUGUCAAAUGCACAACCCAUCAGCCUCCGCCUCCCUCCGCCUCUCUAAACCCCAGGACGAACCCUAGCUUCCCAGGAGCACCACCCGAAGACCCCACAAGAGAUCUCCGCGCGCUCGGUCCGGUUCGGUCUUCGGAGCUCAAGACAUGGCGGAGGAUGCACCAGUUGAGGUAGCUGCACCGGCUCCAGCACCAACUCCGGUUCUUGGCGAGCCCAUGGACCUGAUGACUGCCCUGCAGCUUGUGAUGAAGAAGUCAAGUGCUCAUGAUGGCCUUGUCAAGGGGCUUCGUGAAGCUGCAAAGGCAAUUGAGAAGCAUGCUGCCCAGAUUUGUGUGCUUGCUGAGGAUUGCGACCAGCCUGAUUACGUGAAACUUGUGAAGGCACUCUGUGCUGAGCACAACGUUCACUUGGUCACCGUGCCUAGUGCUAAAACUCUUGGCGAGUGGGCUGGGCUUUGCAAGAUUGAUACUGAGGGUAAGGCAAGGAAGGUCGUGGGCUGCUCAUGCGUCGUUGUCAAGGACUAUGGUGAAGAAACAGAGGGUCUUAACAUAGUGCGGGAAUAUGUGUCUUCGCACUAGGUGCAGCCUUCCAUUACGCGGAUCAUUCAAGAUGCCAUUAGUCUGAGUUUAAAUUUGUGUUACGUUCUGGAAUUUAUUAGGUUAUGAAGAUUAUGAUAUGUGAUUUUGUCGGCUAAAAGUUUUGUUUAUGGUGUGGGAUGUUAUGUCUAAUUGCCAGAGAUGCAGAUCUACAUAUUUCCUUUUGCCGGUGAUAUCUAAACAUAAUAUACUGUUCACUUGCGUAUGAAAGUUAUCUAGACAGUCUUAUAUCCUGUGUUUAAAGACCUUUUGUAACU